This is a messenger RNA of Siniperca chuatsi (mandarin fish), 2728 nucleotides long. RefSeq names its product eukaryotic translation initiation factor 2D (gene eif2d). Bases 222 to 2006 code for a protein of 594 amino acids. Gene Ontology annotation, biological process: translational initiation; formation of translation preinitiation complex. Gene Ontology annotation, molecular function: RNA binding; translation initiation factor activity. NCBI's taxonomy places the organism in Eukaryota, Metazoa, Chordata, Actinopteri, Centrarchiformes, Sinipercidae. The record is from RefSeq and is a predicted model, not a curated record. The transcript has 15 exons.
UGUGUGUUUCCCGUCGGAAAUAAAUAUGUGUCGGACCAUCACACCGAACGAGGAAUAGCUGAUGACUGUAAAGCCAAUAUAAGAAACAUAUGAGGUUAUUUCGAUGGUGUAGAGGAGUUAAAGAAUUUAUGUGCUGAUAUAAUAAAAACAGUUAAAUUAUCACAGAAGCGGGCAUGCUGAAUUCGUUGCAGUAGUUGUUUAGUUGUUUAUUUUCUGAGAAAAUGUUUGCCAGACCGUUUCGUGUCAAAUCCAACACCGUAAUCAAAGGAUCAGACAGGAGAAAGCUCAAAGCUGACAUAUCCGCAGCCUUUCCUUCACUGUCUGCUGAUGAGCUGUCUGAACUGGUCCCCAACAAAGAGGAAUUAAAUGUAGUGAAGAUUUAUGCACAUAAGGGAGAUGCCGUGACACUUUUUGUUCUUCGCAAAAAUCCACUGUUCUUUGAACUGGAGAAACGCCUUUAUCCUACAGUGUAUGUGCUAUGGCGUUACCCUACUCUCCUGCCAACAUUCAGGACCUGGCCUCCUGUGCUCCAGAAAUUAAUUGGAGGGGCAGAUCUCAUGCUGCCCGGUGUGGUGGUGUCUUCAGGUGGUCUCCCAGACGUGAAACGGAGCGACUGCUGUGCUGUUACAGUAGUGAGCAAUAGAGCUCCUGUUGCAGUUGGCACUGCUGCAGUGUCCAGUGCAGAGAUGCGCAGUUUGGGUAUGAAAGGGAGAGGAGUGUGCAUUCUCCACACGUACAUGGAUAAUCUCUGGGCUUAUGGAGACAAGUCAGGUCCUCCUUCUUUACCAGAUGCAGAGAGUGAAGGACAAAGGGUUAAUGGAGAGAAAUGUGAAGUCGAUGAGGACGAGGAGGAAGAGGUUGAGAAAUGUGUGGAGGAGGAAGCGCAGCAGAGGCCCAGUGAAACAAUCACAGGUCAAGCCUGUUCUGGUAUUGAGGAGCUGAGUCUGGCUGAGCAGGAGGAAGAGAAGGGUGAAAAGUGCAAUGAGGAAGAGGAGGGGAACCACGACGACCAGAAAAUGCCACAAGAGCUAAUGGACGCCCUGCUGUUGCAGUGUUUUCUCCAUGCUCUCAAGAGCAAGGUGAAGAAGUCAGAGCUCCCUCUUCUGACCAGUACAUUUCUCCGGAACCACAUGUUCUCCUGCUGCCCAAGUGGAAAGCAACUUGAUAUCAAGAAAUCCAGCUAUAAAAAGCUGUCUAAGUUUCUACAGGCCAUGCAGCAGCAGCAUAACCUUGUGCGAGUAAAAGAACUGACCAAGGGUGUGGAGAGCAUUGUGGAGGUGGACUGGAAAAAUCCAGAACUGCGUUACUUCAGCGUUCCCGAGGAGUCAGAUGUUGAAGCGACUCCGGUGCAGGAUGGCGGGGAAGGAGAAAAUCUGUACCAUCCUCCUGAGAUCACAACUCUGUACUCUGUGUCAGCUCGAUUGGAGCCUCUCUUUCUGGAUGUAAACAAAAGGAAAGGAACAAUACUGCAGCCUGCUGAAGUGAGAAACAUUGUCACAGAGUAUGUGAAGAAGAAUGAACUGGUGGAUGAAAAUAAUAAGAAUUACGUGACCAUAAACCCUACUCUGUGCGACUGCUUGCUGGAGAAAUCAGAGUACCAGGAGGUAGAGUCUCUCAAAUGGGAUGACCUCUUUAGCAGGACGUUGGGAAGAAUGCAAGAGUGUUAUCAAGUUGUAUUCCCUGGACAAGCACCCAUAAAAAAGAAGGGCCACAUUGAGCCCAUAGACAUCUCUGUGGCUUCUCGAGGCUCCAAUAAGAAGGUGACUCUAAUAAAGAACCUGGAAGUGUACGGUUUGGAUCCUGCAGUUGUGGCCACUGCUUUGCAGCGCAGAGUCCAGGCCAGCUCUGUCUUACAGCCCAUCCCUGGGGCCAAGGACAAAGUCCUGGUCCAGAUCCAAGGCAACCAGAUUCAUCAAGUUGGCAAUUUGCUGCUAGAUCAUUAUCAAAUUCCUCGCAAGUACAUCCAAGGACUAGACAAAGCUUCAAAAGGUGGCAAGAAGAAGUAGCAUUUCACCCUGCUGUAACAAACAUUACCUGUCUUUAAAGCUGCUUUACUUAACUGCUUUACUGCUAUAUGUAAACACAACCACAACAAACUUGUCGGCCAUUCAUGUAAUAAAGAUUGACUGUCCUCUUCUGAAGAUUGAUGAAUGAAGCCAUUAGUCUUUGUUCUGAUUUGGCUCCCAGAGAGUAAAGUUACUGAUGGGAUCAUUUAAACCAGAACAGCAUUGUUUCACCGCAAGGUAAUUAGUUUCAGAUGGUGAAGAGACUUUUGGAGAAAACUCUUCUCUCAGGUUUAGACAUUCAAAACCAUCAGAUUAAAGUGAAACUGAUCAAACACUGAUGUCAGUCUUAUACCCAGUUUAAUGCUGUGUCCAAAAAAGUUUUAUAUUUUCAGCAGUAAAAGCAUUUGAGAGGAUGGUUUCAAUAUAAAUAAACAAGUUUCAUUACAUUAGGUUACAAUGUUUCUCAAAGGAUUUGACAUAAGUUCUCCAAUUUCUGGUUGAUGUUUUUAAAACAAUUUCUACAUUUUUUGUUAACACAUUUUUAACAACCCAAAUUUAUAUAAAAGUCACAUGGUGCUUUCUUAAGAAUUAAUCAGCUGUUGAUGUGACUGUAUUCAGCUUUUAACAUUUUUAUUGAAUGUUAUAGUUUGUGGAUGAAAUGGUUUCUAUAUAGACACGUUCUUCACAAAUUUGAAUAAAAGCAUAGUUUUAAAUACAAAAAA